This is a messenger RNA of Terrapene triunguis (Three-toed box turtle), 1042 nucleotides long. Its product is annotated as tctex1 domain-containing protein 1-A. The transcript has 5 exons. Gene Ontology annotation, biological process: microtubule-based movement. The record is from RefSeq and is a predicted model, not a curated record. Bases 201 to 728 code for a protein of 175 amino acids. Lineage: Eukaryota; Metazoa; Chordata; Testudines; Emydidae. Gene Ontology annotation, cellular component: cytoplasm; cytoplasmic dynein complex. Gene Ontology annotation, molecular function: dynein intermediate chain binding.
CCGGCUCCCGCACGCUGCCCCCGCCCCGCUGGCCGGGGUAAGCCCCUCUCCGCCGCGUCUGGGCCGGGCCCAGGGUGGGAGCCGCCCCCGGCAGAGGAGGCCCUGGAGGGGGGCGUGUUUGGCCGUAACCCUGGAAACCAGCAGCGGCCGCAGCUUCUUUGGCAAGCGGCACUUCGGCUGCGGGCAGGGAUUUAAUAGACAUGUCGGACAUAGCUAAGGAUAAGGCAGCACGCCUGUUAAAGAAAAGAGGCAGCGUAUCCUCUCUAAGCAGUCAUGAAGUCAGAGCAAAAGAAAUCAUUGGAAAAAACAAAGACUCCAUGAGUACAGUAUCUUAUAUGGAUGAACCUGGCCAUGAAAUUCCUCGUCUUGCCAUUCAGUUGGAGAACACUUAUCAGCUGGGUCCUGCAAAACGUUUUCCAGUGGUCACAGUAAAUAAUAUUUUGAAGGAUGUGCUGACUAAUUAUCUUCAAGAAGAAAAAUAUGAAGCAGAGCUAUGCAGACAAAUGACCAAGACCAUCUCUGAGGUUAUUAAGGCUCGGGUAAAAGACCUUAUGAUACCAAGGUACAAAAUUAUUGUGAUUGUACAUAUUGGACAACUAAAUGAACAGAGCAUGCGAAUUGGAAGCAGAUGCAUUUGGGAUCCUGCGAGUGAUACGUUUUCAUCAUAUGCUUUCAAAAAUACCUCACUGUUUGGUCUUGCAAAUGUCUAUGCUGUUUAUUUUGAAUAAUGAAAAGCUCGAGUUUAUCAGUGGAAGAAAAAUAUCUAACUUAUCAUGUUUAUAUUGUAGAAAAACUGUUAGAAGACAGUCAGUUUACAUUUGUUUUAAAAUGGGGGAAAUGAGCCUUUCAGUGGUAAAUGUAAUAAUCAUGCACACUUAAACCAUUUUCUACUCUUGCUACUUUCCACAGGAAAUAAUUCAUACUAAAAUGACAUUUUGCACCUGACUCUUUAAUUGUUUUUUAGAACCACAUAUCACUGUAUUAGCUUGUAUCAUUGUUAUUUGCUCUAAUUAAAUCCUGGUCCUCAGUUUCAGUCCCAAGU